CUGUCCCGCUCGGGGACACUCGCCGUGGGCAGGGCCGCCCCUCGCUGCGCCCCAGUCCCUGGGAGUCCAGGCGCCCCCCCCGCUGGAGGAAGGCCGCGCCAGGAGGCACCAUGCCCCAGACCGUGGUCCUCCCGGGCCCCGCGCCCUGGGGCUUCAGACUCUCCGGGGGCAUAGACUUCAACCAGCCUUUGGUCAUCACCAGGAUUACUCCAGGAAGCAAGGCGGCAGCUGCCAACCUGUGUCCUGGAGAUGUCAUCCUGGCUAUUGAUGGCUUUGGUACAGAGUCCAUGACUCACGCUGAUGCGCAGGACAGGAUUAAAGCAGCAGCACACCAGCUGUGUCUCAAAGUUGACAGGGCAGACACUCGCUUAUGGUCUCCACAGGUAACUGAAGAUGGGAAGGCUCAUCCUUUCAAAAUCAACUUAGAAUCAGAACCACAGGAGGUGAACUACUUUGAACACAAGCACAAUAUUCGGCCCAAACCUUUCAUAAUCCCAGGCCGAACCAGUGGAUGCAGUACUCCGUCCGGUAUUGACGGUGGCAGUGGACGUAGCACCCCUUCUUCUGUCAGUACUCUUAGUACUAUUUGCCCAGGUGACUUGAAAGUUGCUGCUAAGAUGGCCCCUAACAUUCCUUUGGAAAUGGAACUUCCUGGUGUGAAGAUUGUACAUGCCCAGUUUAAUACACCUAUGCAGUUGUACUCAGAUGACAAUAUUAUGGAAACACUUCAGGGUCAGGUUUCAACAGCUCUAGGGGAAGCACCCUCAAUGAGUGAACCCGUCGCCUCGGUGCCCCCCCAGUCAGACGUGUACCGGAUGCUCCACGACAAUCGGGAUGAACCUACUCAGCCUCGCCAGUCAGGCUCCUUCAGAGUGCUCCAGGAACUAGUUAACGAUGGUUCAGAUGACCGUCCUGCUGGAACUCGGAGUGUGAGGGCUCCAGUUACAAAGGUCCACGGUGGUGCUGGCAGCACACAAAAGAUGCCACUCUGUGACAAAUGUGGGAGUGGCAUUGUGGGUGCCGUUGUGAAGGCGCGGGAUAAGUACCGGCACCCGGAGUGCUUCGUGUGUGCAGACUGUAACCUCAACCUCAAACAGAAGGGCUACUUCUUCGUGGAGGGGGAGCUGUACUGCGAAACUCACGCCCGAGCCCGCAUGAGGCCCCCAGAGGGCUACGACACAGUCACCCUUUAUCCCAGGGCUUAAGUCUCACGCAGACGGGAGCACGCAUGCGCUCACCCACGCGCCCUUACACGGGGGGACAUUAAUGGCUUUGAGCAGCAGUAUAGCAAACUGUUGACACCAAACCUAAAACCAAGGCUUUCAGACGUUUAUCUUAUUGUGUUCUGAGGAAAAGGAAUAGGAGGCAAAUGCCUGCUGUCACAGAAACGUACGUUCAGCUAUGUUUUGCAACUCUUUUUCUCUUUGGGGCUAGCAAUAACUUAAUGAUAUUUAAAGCAAUAAUUUUUUUGUACAUCAUACUCCGCAAUUGGCAUUUAUAUUAUGACCAUCAAACACGUAAACAUCAAGAUAUUUGGGGGAGUCUAGUCGUCUUUCCUUAACAAGCUGAUUUUGCAAUGGUAGUGAAUAUCAAAUGACAAUCUUGUGUCCUAACACAACCUGCAGUUGUCUGUUACCUGUUUUAACUGUUACAGUGCAUGGCGGGGAGAAAUUCCCUGGAUUUCUCUAGUUUCAUAUUCAAACAAUUAUACCACUGGAUGCAACAUACAUAAUAAAUAUAUAAAACAUUUUUAAAAUACCUAAUGAAGUGGCACUCAAUGAAUGCAGAUAAAAUCAACAUUCCAACAGAGGGCCCAAUCCUAUCUUGACACGUAUGCUAACAACUCAGGUAUUUUGAGAAAAAUGUGGCUUCUUUAGUUGUUAUAACUUAUCUACUCUUCCUUAUGAGCCCACAAUUUCUGCUGAUAAGAGGGGCAUUUAAAUUGGCUAGUCAAAGGUAAUUCAGUCUC
Molecule: messenger RNA, 1969 nt
Organism: Diceros bicornis minor
Lineage: Eukaryota; Metazoa; Chordata; Mammalia; Perissodactyla; Rhinocerotidae
Gene: PDLIM3
Product: PDZ and LIM domain 3
Exons: 8
Coding region: 111-1205 (364 amino acids)
Biological process (GO): heart development; muscle structure development; actin cytoskeleton organization
Cellular component (GO): Z disc; filamentous actin; adherens junction
Molecular function (GO): actin binding; muscle alpha-actinin binding
Source: RefSeq, a predicted model, not a curated record